AGGGGGCCGCGCUCUGCCCCCAAACGCGGGCCCACCGAGGAGCCAUCUUCUCAGACCACAAUGAAUGUGGAACAUGAAAUUAGCCUCUUAGUUGAGGAGAUUCGGCGGUUGGGAACCAAAAAUGCUGAUGGACAAGUGAGCGUGAAAUUUGGUGUGCUCUUUGCUGAUGAAAAGUGUGCCAACCUCUUUGAAGCCCUAGUGGGAACUCUUAAGGCUGCAAAACGACGGAAGAUUGUCACUUAUCAAGGGGAGCUACUUUUACAAGGUGUUCAUGACAACGUUGAUAUCAUGCUACUGCAGGACUGAUGCAGUGUUUCAGCUAUGCAUUAAUAGAAUUGUUUGAGACAGUGACUUCCAACAUCCUCUGAAUAAGGCUGAUCAUUCUAAGGUGUUUUGAUGUAUUUUCUAUAUCUUUAUAGUCAAAAGGAAACUGCCCUAUUUUGGAAAAUAUAACAUUCCCUUUUGUAAUUCUUUCUAAAAUGGUACUGUAUGUGAGUAAGGUAAAAGAUGCCAGAUCUCCC
Messenger RNA from Gavia stellata (red-throated loon), 521 nucleotides. It is a transcript of the gene ABRACL, whose product is annotated as ABRA C-terminal like. Lineage: Eukaryota; Metazoa; Chordata; Aves; Gaviiformes; Gaviidae. The transcript has 3 exons. Gene Ontology annotation, biological process: regulation of actin filament-based process. The record is from RefSeq and is a predicted model, not a curated record. The coding region runs from base 61 to 306 and encodes 81 amino acids.